AUGAUUUGUCAGAAAUUCUAUGUGGUAUUGUUGCACUGGGAAUUUCUUUAUGUGAUAGCUGCACUUAACCUGGCAUAUCCAAUUUCUCCCUGGAGAUUUAAACUGUUUUGUGCACCACCAAAUACAACGGAUAACUCCCCUUUUUCACCUGCUGGAAUCCCAAAGAAUGCUUCUGCUUUGAGUGGGGGCUAUGAAGCAGUUUUUGAAGCUAACUUGAAUGCAAGCAGUGUCUACAUUUCUGAGUUAUCCAAAACCAUUUUCCACUGUUGCUUUGGGAAUGAUCGAGGUAAAAACUGCUCUGUGCUAGCUGGAAACACUGAAGGGAAGUCACUGGCUUCAAUGGCAAAGGCCUUAAUUUUUCACCAGCUAGGUGUAAACUGGGACAUAGAGUGCUGGAUGAAAGGGGACUUGACAUCAUUCAUCUGUCAUAUGGAACCAUUACUUAAGAGCCCCUUCAAGAAUUAUGACUCUAAGGUCCAUCUUUUUUAUGAUCUUGUUCUGCAUACUGCUGUUGUCCUCAUGGCCAUGAAAGCAGCAAGUACAGUGACUCCAAGUUUGAAAAUUACUAAGCAAGUGAAGCCUGAUCCACCAUUAGGCUUGCAUAUGGAAAUCACAGAUGAUGGUAAUUUAAAGAUUUCUUGGGAUAGUCCAACGGAGGCACUGUUUCCACUUCAAUAUCAAGUCAAAUAUUCAGAGAAUACUACAGUUAUAAGAGAGGCUGCUGAAGUUGUCUCAGCUCCAUCCCUGCUGCUACACAGUGUGCUGCCUGGGUCUUCAUAUGAGGUUCAGGUGAGAACCAAGAGACUGGACGGCUCAGGAGUCUGGAGUGACUGGAGUUUGCCUCGAGUCUUUACCACACAAGAUGUCAUAUACUUUCCACCCAAAAUUCUGACAAGUGUUGGCUCGAACGCUUCCUUCCAUUGCAUCUACAAAAAGGAAAACCAAAUAAUUUCCUCAAAACAGAUAGUUUGGUGGAUGAAUCUAGCUGAGAAAAUCCCUGAAAUCCAGUAUAGUGCUGUGAAUGACCAUGUUAGCAAAGUUAUGUUUUCCAACUUGAAAGCCACCAGAACUCGGGGGAAGUUUGCCUACGAUGCAGUGUACUGCUGCAGUGGGCAGGAGUGCCAUCAUCGCUACGCUGAGUUAUAUGUGAUUGAUGUCAAUAUCAAUAUAUCAUGUGAAACUGAUGGGUACUUAACUAAAAUGACUUGCAGAUGGUCACCCAGCACAAUCCAAUCACUUGUGGGAAGCACUGUGCAGUUGAGGUAUCACAGGAGCAGCUUGUAUUGUUCCGAUAGCCCAUCUAUUCACCCUGCAUCUGAGCCCAAAAGCUGCGUCUUGCAGAGGGAUGGCUUUUAUGAAUGUGUUUUCCAGCCAAUCUUUCUAUUAUCUGGCUACACAAUGUGGAUCAGGAUCAACCAUUCUUUAGGUUCACUUGAGUCUCCACCAACGUGUGUCCUUCCUGACUCUGUAGUAAAACCACUACCUCCAUCUAGUGUGAAAGCAGAGAUUACUACAAACACUGGAUUAUUGAAAAUAUCUUGGGAAAAGCCUGUCUUUCCAGAGAAUAACCUUCAUUUCCAGAUUCGAUAUGGCUUAAAUGGAAAAGAAAUACAGUGGAAGAUGCAUGAGGUAUUUGAUGCAAAAUCAAAGUCUGUCAGCCUGCCGGUGCUGGACCUCUGUGCAGUCUAUGUGGCACAGGUGCGCUGCAGGCGGUUGGAUGGACUUGGGUACUGGAGUAACUGGAGCAGACCAGCCUACACACUUGUCAUGGAUGUAAAAGUUCCUAUGAGAGGACCUGAAUUUUGGAGAAUAAUGAAUGGUGAUAUUACUAAAAAAGAGAAAAAUGUCACCUUGCUUUGGAAGCCCCUGAUGAAAAAUGACUCCCUGUGCAGCGUGAGGAGGUAUGUGGUGCAGCAUAGUACUGCCCACAAUGGGACGUGGUCAGAAGACGCGGGAGAUCAGACCAAUCUCACUUUCCUGUGGGCAGAACAAGCACAUACCGUUACGGUUCUGGCCAUCAAUUCCAUUGGUGCUUCCCUUGCAAAUUUUAAUCUAACAUUUUCAUGGCCAAUGAGUAAAGUGAGUGCCGUGCAGUCACUGAGUGCUUACCCCCUGAGCAGCAGCUGUGUGAUCCUUUCCUGGACUCUGUCACCUGGUGAUUACAAUCUAAUAUACCUGGUUAUUGAAUGGAAGAAUCUUAAUGAAGAUGAUGGAAUCAAGUGGCUUAAAAUCCCUUCGAAUGUUAAGAAGUAUUAUAUCCAUGAUAAUUUUAUUCCCAUUGAAAAAUAUCAAUUUAGUCUUUAUCCAGUAUUUUUGGAAGGAGUUGGAAAACCAAAGAUAAUUAAUGGUUUCACCCAAGAUGAUAUGGACAAGCAGCAGAAUGACGCAGGGCUGUACGUGAUUGUGCCCAUAAUUAUUUCCUCCUGUGUCCUACUGCUCGGAACACUGUUAAUCUCACACCAGAGAAUGAAAAAGUUGUUUUGGGAAGAUGUUCCAAACCCCAAGAAUUGUUCCUGGGCACAAGGACUUAAUUUCCAAAAGCCUGAAACAUUUGAGCAUCUUUUUACCAAGCAUGCAGAAUCAGUGAUAUUUGGUCCUCUUCUUCUGGAGCCUGAACCCAUUUCAGAAGAAAUCAGUGUCGAUACAGCUUGGAAAAAUAAAGAUGAGAUGGUACCAGCAGCUAUGGUCUCGCUUCUUUUGACCACUCCAGACCCUGAAAGGGGAUCUAUUUGUAUUAGUGACCAGUGUAACAGUGCUACCUUCUCUGGGGCUCCAAGCACCCAGGUAACCUGUGAGGAUGAGUGUCAGAGACAACCCUCAGUUAAAUAUGCAACUUUGGUCAGUCACUCAAAAACAGUCGAAAUUGAUGAAGAGCAAGGGCUUAUACAUGGUUCUGUCAGCAAGUGCAUCACCAGUGAACACUCCCCACUGGGAGAGUCUUUCCCUAGCAGCUCCUGGGAGAUAGAGGCCCAGGCGUUUUUCCUAUUAUCAGAUCAGCAAACCAACACGAUUUCACCACAACUUUCAUUCUCGGGGUUGGAUGAGCUUUUGGAGCUGGAAGGAAAUUUCCCUGAAGAAAAUCAUAAUGAAAAGUCUGUCUAUUAUUUAGGGGUUACCUCCAUCAAAAAAAGAGAGAAUGAUAUGUUUUUGACUGAUGAGUCAGGAGUAUUGUGCCCAUUCCCAGCCCACUGUCUGUUUAGUGAUAUUAGAAUCCUCCAGGACAGUUGCUCACACUUUGUAGAAAAUAAUUUGAAUUUAGGAACCUCUGCUAAGAAGACCUUUGUACCUUACAUGCCGCAAUUUCAAACCUGUUCCACUCACAGUCAUAAGAUAUUGGAGAAUAAGAUGUGUGACCUCACUGUGUAA
Messenger RNA from Cricetulus griseus (Chinese hamster), 3366 nucleotides. The record is from RefSeq and is a predicted model, not a curated record. Lineage: Eukaryota; Metazoa; Chordata; Mammalia; Rodentia; Cricetidae.